This is a messenger RNA of Phodopus roborovskii (desert hamster), 1412 nucleotides long. RefSeq names its product leukotriene B4 receptor 2 (gene Ltb4r2). Gene Ontology annotation, biological process: neuropeptide signaling pathway; inflammatory response. The record is from RefSeq and is a predicted model, not a curated record. Lineage: Eukaryota; Metazoa; Chordata; Mammalia; Rodentia; Cricetidae. Gene Ontology annotation, molecular function: leukotriene B4 receptor activity; G protein-coupled peptide receptor activity. Gene Ontology annotation, cellular component: membrane. Bases 74 to 1150 code for a protein of 358 amino acids. The transcript has a single exon.
AGAGGUAUUGUGGGCCUUUCCUCCAAUUUUGAAUACUCCACCCUGUGGAUUCUUGCAGCCCCCUUCUAGGAGGAUGUCGGUCUGCUACCGUCCACCUGGGAAUGAGACGCUGCUGAGCUGGAAGGCCUCGCGGGCCACCGGCACCGCCUUCCUACUGCUGGCAGCACUGCUGGGACUGCCAGGCAACGGCUUCGUAGUGUGGAGCUUGGCGGGCUGGCGGCCCACGGCGGGGCGGCCGCUGGCGGCCACACUUGUGCUGCACCUGGCGCUGGCCGACGGCGCGGUGCUUCUGCUCACCCCGCUCUUUGUGGCCUUCUUGAGCGGGCAGGCGUGGCCCCUGGGCCAGGUGGGCUGCAAGGCUGUGUACUACGUGUGCGCGCUCAGCAUGUAUGCCAGCGUGCUGCUCACCGGACUGCUCAGCCUGCAGCGCUGCCUAGCUGUCACUCGGCCCUUUCUGGCUCCCAGACUGCGCAGCCCAGCCCUGGCCCGCCGCCUGCUGCUGGGGGUCUGGCUGGCCGCCCUGGUGCUCGCCGUCCCGGCCGCCGUCUACCGCCACCUCUGGGGCGAUAGUGUGUGUCAACUGUGCCACCCAUCAGCGGCGCACGCCGCUGCUCAUCUGAGCCUGGAGACCCUAACUGCUUUCGUCCUGCCUUUUGGGACAGUGCUCAGCUGCUACGGCGUGACGCUGGCGCGGUUGCGGGGCGCGCGCUGGGGCUCGGGGCGACACGGCACGCGGGUGGGUCGUCUGGUGAGCGCCAUCGUGCUGGCCUUCGGCUUGCUCUGGGCCCCCUAUCAUGCGGUCAACCUCUUGCAGGCGGUGGCUGCACUCGCUCCGCCGGAAGGGCGCCUGGCCAGGCUUGGUGGGGCUGGCCAGGCGGCGCGCGCUGGAACUACAGCCUUGGCUUUCUUCAGUUCCAGCGUCAACCCGGUCCUCUACGUCUUCACUGCGGGGGAUCUGCUGCCUCGGGCGGGGCCCCGGUUCCUUACUCGGCUCUUCGAGGGCUCUGGGGAGACCCGAGGGGGCAGCCGCUCUAGGGAGGGUACCAUGGAGCUCAGAACUGGACCUAGGCUGAAAGUAGUGGGGCAGGGCAGGGGCAAUGGAGACCCUGGAGGCGGGGGCAGGAUGGAGAAGGACUGUCAGGAAUGGUAGCCAAGACCUCAAACCUCGGGGCUUUCCUACCACUUUCCAUUGUUCCUUGAGCUCUAGGGUACUUGGGGACCUUCUCUGAUUGCAUUUUGGGUUUGUGGACAGGAUUACUCUAUAAACCCAGAUCACUCCAAACCAUGGGAUUAUGAGGGUAACUGUGGCCUGUGUUCAAAAUUGUUGCUUGCAGUACGGCCUGGAUCUAUGUGCCAGAAUUGCUGACAUGUUGCCAGUAACUAUUUUUGUGAAAUACACUGGGAAGUCAUUA